AUGCGAACCACCUGGGCAGCCUUCGGCCUUGCAGCCAUCGCGGGCUUCGUUGACGCUGCACCAACCGACAAAAACACCAAAUGCCCUGCUGGUCCUCGUCUGGCUCACUGGCCUCCCAAAGCCGCCAAGGCGCUCAACGAUAUGAUUGCGCGCAAUGCUCACAAGGGCCGCUAUGCUGUCUUCGACAUGGACAACACCAGCUACCGCUUCGACCUGGAGGAGUCUCUGCUGCCCUUCCUCGAGGCCAAAGGUGUCUUGACUCGCAAAAACCUUGACCCGUCGCUCAAGGUUGUUCCCUUUAAAGACACUGCGUCUUUCACCGAGAGCUUGUACAGCUACUACCUCCGACUGUGCGAGAUCGACGAUGCUGUCUGCUAUCCUUUUGCCGCCCAGGUAUUCAGCGGCGUGCCACUUCGAGAGCUCAAAACCUACGUUGACGAGCUCAUGGCCCUAAACGACACCAUUCCCGUGCAGUACUACGAGGCAGGCGUCCUAACUAAUUCUACCGUUAGCCCGCCCAAGAUUUUCCGUGGCCAGGUCGAGCUGUAUAAUAGGCUCAUGGCAAAUGGCAUUGAAGUCUAUGUUGUCAGUGCUGCUUCUGAGGAGCUGGUUCGGAUGGUCGCUUCUGAUCCCAAGUAUGGAUAUAAUGUUAAGCCUCAAAACGUCAUUGGCGUCACUCUACUGAUGAAGGACCUCAAGUCCGGAAAUGUCACAUCUGCACGAAAGCAGAUCAAGGAGGGUGAUUAUAAUGAGAAGAACAAUCUUGACUUGGUCAUGACUCCCUUCCUCUGGACUCCGGCAACAUGGAAGGAAGGCAAGUGGGCGGCAAUCCUAGCCUACAUUGAUCCCUGGAACCGUCCCAUCUUGGCUGGUGGUGACACUCCCGAUAGCGAUGGUCCCAUGCAAUUCCAGGGCGUCGAUGUUGGACGGGGCGGCAUUCACCUUUGGGUCAACCGCAAGGACAAGUACAUGCAGCAGAUAAACAAAAUGAUGACGGACUUUGCGGCGGCCCAGAAGCGGGAGGGUUUGCCUGUGUGGGCGGACAAGAAUUGGGUCAUUGUCAAGCCUGAUGACAUUUUGUAA
This is a messenger RNA of Pochonia chlamydosporia 170, 1083 nucleotides long. Its product is annotated as phosphorylcholine phosphatase. Lineage: Eukaryota; Fungi; Ascomycota; Sordariomycetes; Hypocreales; Clavicipitaceae. The transcript has a single exon. The record is from RefSeq and is a predicted model, not a curated record. The coding region runs from base 1 to 1083 and encodes 360 amino acids.